Messenger RNA from Hevea brasiliensis (rubber tree), 1434 nucleotides. RefSeq lists its product as uncharacterized. The record is from RefSeq and is a predicted model, not a curated record. Bases 205 to 1029 code for a protein of 274 amino acids. Lineage: Eukaryota; Viridiplantae; Streptophyta; Magnoliopsida; Malpighiales; Euphorbiaceae. The transcript has 5 exons.
CCAACUCCAUUUUGCUCUAAGAUGUUUUAAUAAAUAAAAGAAAAACCACUCCACCUCUCUUAUAUAUACUCUCCGCCCUCCCCUCUUUAACACCUCUCUCUCUCUCUCUCUCUCUCUCUCUCUCUCUCCUAUAUCUACAGAGUCACUGUGUCUGCACACAGAUAUCUGUGGCGUGUCUCUUUCGGGAACGAUAGCUCGGUGACGAUGGUGAAGGACGAGUGGAUAAGGGCCGCGAUGACGGAUGAUAGAGUGGUUGUGGAGCUGCUGUUGCGUCUCAAGCAAGCGCAUGCAGCGGCACCAGCGAGACCUCAGGCGGUGAUUCCAAUUAGGUGGGGGUUACGACUUCCGAGGUCCAAGCCAGCUACAGCGGCAUCCGUGCGAUGUGACGUCGUUUGUAAGAGGAAAGAAGGAGAUUCUUCUGCUAGAUGUAGUCCAACCACGCCGCUUUCAUGGAGCGGUGGUGGCGGCGCUGCCUCGCCCUCAGCCACCGUUGACGGCUUCGAAGAGACCAGCCCUCAUGUCACCCGCUCUCCUCCUGGCGCCAGAUCCAAGGUUUUUUUCUCGGGUACUGCUACUGCUGAAACCGCUAGCACCUCCACAAAGAGGUCAAGAAGAAAGAAGACGUUUGCUGAACUUAAAGAAGAAGAGAGUUUUCUGUUGAAAGAAAGGAUGCAUCUCAAAAAGGAAAUAACAACUUUAAAUUCCACAUUUGAGGAACAGGUAGCAAGAAAUGAGAAUUUAAAGAGAAUAAAGUUUGAUUUGAAAUUGCAAUAUGCAAAUAACUCAAGUUUAGCGUCUGAUGUACUGGAGAAAGAAAUUUGCAACCGGCCCUACAAGGGAGAACCCUCUUCUCCCAACCACAUUAGUUCAAUGUUGCCUAAACAUGUUCAAUGUGAUGAUGAUAUCAAGUUGGAUUCCUGUGAAACACAAGAGGCAGUUUCAAACCAUGACAGAUCCUUCCUGCUACCUGAUUUAAAUAUGAUGCCAUCUGAGGAUCCUCACAGUGAAACUCUACCUGGAAUGAGAUGACAAAAAUGUAUAAAGAGUCCUUUGUACCUACUAAGGAUGUGGAUAUCAGGUCAAUGAUGUGGUUGUGACGUUGUUUUUGGCCAAGGAGCUGUUUGCUGUAUGCACAUUCAAGGUCGCGAUCCAGAACUGCAUAACUUGGCCAAGGCCUCAGAAGUGAUAGCUUGGCGUAGAUCUAUAGCUAAUUUGCCCAUGGCAAAGGAAGUCAGUCAGUCAGGAAGAAGCUUUUAAGGAUAGUGUAGAGACCAUGGCUGUAGAUGUAGAUAUUCUUGAUUUGUUGGAGGCUUCUACAUUCCUCUGAAAUUCUAUGUAGAAAUAAUUGUCAUUUUUUUUAGGUGAAUGGCUGCUGGACUCCUAUGUUAAAGGCUUCUUGCAACUAAUGUUACAUUUUUGUUUCUUUAGGCCCUA